CCAACCGCCGACGACGCCGUUGCGCGGAUGGAUUCCCUCUCCCGACGAGGGCUUCCCCAAAUCGGCACCCGCCUCCCGCCCCCGCGCUCCCGGAAGAGCUGUCGUCCUGAAACCUUAAUCUCAUUGCCUAGUCAAAGAAGAGAGUAAUGCCUACUCUUAGCAGAUCCCAACACACUGGCAGAUAAUAGAUAAAGAAUAUGAGGCCCAGAUUGGAAAGAAUUUACAUAAUAAACUAGAUCUCCAGGAUAUAUGACAAACACACAAAAAAAAAAGAAAAGUGAGAAAUUAUCAAUAUUGAUUACUUUAUAGGCACAAAAGAGGGAAACCAAAAAGGGGGAAAGAGACACAGAAUGUCAGGCAACAAAGAAAUGAAGAGUCAAGGAGUUCCUGAAGAAGCUCUGGCUAACCAAGACACAUCUUCAUUAACUGAUGCUGUGGAGCAAGUUGCAAAGCAACAACAAUCACAAACAUCAGAGAUAGAAAAAAACAAAAAAGUUCUGUUCCAUUUGCAGGAUGAACUCCAUGAGCUUGAAAAACAAAUAGCAUCUGUCUCUGCAGAAGCUAAAGAAACAGAAAGGCAAAUUUAUCAUCAAGACGCUGCUAUAGAGAAUACCAAGCUUCAGUGUGGGAACCUGGAAACUCAGAUCAAAUCCUUACAUACAGAAAAUGUAAAGCUUAAAUUUGACAUAGAAGGAGCCCAAGAAGACUUUGAGGAACACAUGAUAAGAUAUAAUGAAUAUUAUGCAAAAAUAAAAGAGCAUAAAGAUAGUUUGUGGGAGGUUGAAAGCAAAAGGUCAUUCAUGACUACACUCCAUAAAAAACGAGAUCUUGUUAAAAAACUAAAAACAAUGAAAGAGGAACUUAUGCAAAAUCUCCAAAAUCCAGAAGGAAACCACAUAAAACAAGUACAGGAAGACAUUAUAAAGCUCAAGGAUAAAAUUCUAACUAUAAAAGAAUCUAUCAUUGAAAAAACUUGUUUUCUUGAGGAAGAAGAAAAGACACAUAAAAAAUUAAGAAAAGAAAUAGAGGUACAGCAUAAGAGAUACAGUGCAAUUCUUAAGCGUUUGCAUUGUCAAGUGAACAAGCUCCAGUCAAAUAGAAGACAAUGGCAAUGGAACAUUCAACAACUGGAAAAAACUGCAGCUGAACUAAGAAAAUGCAUUGGACUGAAAUAUUAACAUGGCUAAAGGGCAAUGUAGAACACAGACUAUGCCAACAAAAAUGAGAAAAUUUUUUGGAUUCUUAAUAACCAGCAUCUACUAUCAAAGGUCUGUCUUAAUAACAGAUGUAUUCUUUCUCUCUCUUUUUUUUUUUUUUUUUGAAUCAGUUACUUGUUUGCUAAAGUGCCUUCCAAGCCUACAACUGAUACCAGUAGAUAGACAAUAGGAAUGCUUAGAUAAGAAUAGUGGAAGACUCUAUAUAAACACUUAACUGUAUAAGAUACAAUGUACUCAUGAAUACUUGCUUUAUAAACGUGUUGCCUGCACUAUCAUAUGAAGCAAAAAUUUAGAAGGAAAGAAACACUUGAAGUUAUAAUGACUUAAAUUGUUAAGAUAUUUUAAAUGAUUGUUUGUUUCAAACAUUUUAUUAAAACUUGCUUUUUUA
Hyaena hyaena (striped hyena) is the source of this 1605-nucleotide messenger RNA. It is a transcript of the gene CCDC122, whose product is annotated as coiled-coil domain containing 122. The coding region runs from base 351 to 1178 and encodes 275 amino acids. Lineage: Eukaryota; Metazoa; Chordata; Mammalia; Carnivora; Hyaenidae. The transcript is spliced from 8 exons. The record is from RefSeq and is a predicted model, not a curated record.